AUGGCUAAGAUCACUGGUCGACCAAAGGCGAUAUGUUUCUCUGAUAUAACGGCGCCAACUCAUCUGUACCAGGGAUUGGAAAAUGAAGCUAGUGAAAGUCUCUUCCGCCAUGACGAGCUCGUCGCCGCGGAGCAAUCUCGAAGCCUUUGGCUUCACUUCUUGAAUACGAGCCGCGACUUAUCCCGAAGUAUGGGGGCGAUGGAUCGGAAGAGCAUUGCCUGUAUAGGCCGCGGUAUAUCGCCAUCCUACUUCCAUCAUCGAGUGUUGCUCUGCCGUAUUAGCGAUCGGAUUGCGGCGCAGCUAUACUCUGGGACAUUAGAAGAUUCCUGGGCGACUCCGCAACGCAAGAUCCGCGAACUCCAGAGAGAGCUGAGUUCAUGGGCCGAUAACCUCCCAGAAGACCUGGCCAUCCAUAAUCAGGUACCUAUGAAGACCGAUCCACGGGUCAAGGUCGAAUUGUCCAUGUACUAUUACAGCAUACAGAUGAUUCUAUACCGACCGUGUCUUUGCGAGGUGAUCUUUGAGAACGAGUCCUCACAGUCUCGGGAAUUCAAUCGCGAGUCCGCGCGUGCCUGCGUUUAUGCCGCCAUCUCGCUGCUUGGCGUCAUGGCGGACAAUCCCAGCGCGCAUGCAGCAUAUCAGCUACUCCCCUUCUGGACGCUACUUCAUUAUGUAGCACCAGCAGCGACUGUGUUGCUGCUGGAGUUGUGCCUCGACCAUCAGCAUUUUACCGAUGAGCACAUAGACCCUCUGCCAAACAUUCGCAAAGCAAUGGCAUACCUAUGGUGCAUGACGGAAGACUCACUGUCUGCGUUCCAUGCGUGGAGGAUUUUUCGACUGCUGCUAUCCGAGAUUUCCUGCAAAUAUGAAGACCUCAGUUUCGCCGACAUUCCGGAAGAAGCGCCACAGCCGAUCGGAUGGACGAUUGAGAGUGAAUUAUCCUUCUCAAGGGCACUUGUCUCUUGA
Molecule: messenger RNA, 966 nt
Organism: Cladophialophora immunda
Lineage: Eukaryota; Fungi; Ascomycota; Eurotiomycetes; Chaetothyriales; Herpotrichiellaceae
Exons: 1
Coding region: 1-966 (321 amino acids)
Source: RefSeq, a predicted model, not a curated record